Messenger RNA from Durusdinium trenchii, 555 nucleotides. The record is from the annotation of a GenBank genome assembly. NCBI's taxonomy places the organism in Eukaryota, Dinophyceae, Suessiales, Symbiodiniaceae.
AUGUCUCAGGAGGAAGAGAAGAUCAUGGAGUUCCAGCGCCGGGAAUAUGCGCUCUUGUCCCGUUUCGCUCAGCGAGAGCGAGAGAUGCGAAAGCUGGCACAGGAAUGUGCUGAAGCCUUCCAUGCUUUUGAUGCUAGUCGCAAGGACUCCUUGAAGGGUGCCUAUGUGGACCCCACUGUGAACCUGGAGAUUGGCCUGAUGCGACAGCGUCUGAGAAUCAAGGACCAGGAGAUCGCGCAAGUGCGUGAGGAGCUCCAAAAUGCGCAGUUUCAACCGAACGGGAUCCAGGGCAAAAAGCUCCUGGACAAGUGCAAUCACCUGCAAGAGGAAAAUGCAGAGAUUGCCCGACAGCUGAGUGAAGAGAAACUGCAGGUACUCCGUAUCCAGCUCUGCGCUGAGCGCCAGAAGCGGGUGCAACUACGUCUGGGCCGUACGAAGCAUGCUGCGUCGUUCGAAGAAUAUAUAGACAAAUUGAAAGCUGCAUGCAGAUUUGGCGAGAGAAUACCCUCGAAGGCUCCACAUUUUGAUUGCUGGCGUUUUGGGCAACCUGUUUAA